This is a messenger RNA of Rattus rattus (black rat), 864 nucleotides long. RefSeq names its product keratin-associated protein 10-1-like. The coding region runs from base 1 to 864 and encodes 287 amino acids. Lineage: Eukaryota; Metazoa; Chordata; Mammalia; Rodentia; Muridae. The record is from RefSeq and is a predicted model, not a curated record. Gene Ontology annotation, cellular component: keratin filament. The transcript has 4 exons.
AUGGCCACCUCCACCAUGUCUGUCUGCUCUGACGCUCGCACCAACUCCUCCUGGCAGGUGGACGACUGCCCAGAGAGCUGCUGUGAGCCCUGCGGCUGUGCCCCCAGCUGCUGCCAGCCCAGCUGCUGUGUUCCUUGCUGUGCCCCCAGCUGCUGUGCCCCAACCCCUUGCCUGACUCUCAUCUGCACCCCAGUGAGCUGUGUGUCCAGCCCCUGCUGCCAAUCUUCCUGCUGCACACCCUCAUGCUGCCAGCAGUCUAGCUGCCAGCCAGCUUGCUGCACUUCUUCCCCCUGCCAGUCAUCCUGCUGUGUGCCCGUCUGCUGCACACCUGUCUGCUGCACACCUGUCUGCUGCAAGCCAGUGUGCUGUGUCUCCAUCUGCUCUGGCUGCCAGCCAGCUUGCUGCACCUCCUCCCCCUGCCAACCGGCCUGCUGUGUGCCCGUCUGUUGCAAGCCUGUCUGCUGUGCCCCCAGCUGCUCUUCUUCCUGCUGCACACCCUCAUGCUGCCAGCAGUCUAGCUGCCAGCCAGCUUGCUGCACCUGCUCCCCCUGCCAGCAGCCCUGCAGUGUGACCCUUUGCUGCAAGCCUGUCUGCUGUGUGCCUGUCUGGUGUGGUGCUUCCUCCUCAUGCUGCCAGCAGUCUAGCUGUGAGCCCUCUUGCUGCACCUCCUCGUGCUGCAAGCCCUGCUCCAGCCUGUCCCUGCUGUGCCGCCCUGUGUGCAGACCUGCCUGCUGUGUGCCCACCUCCUCCUGCUGUGCCUCCUCCUGCCAGCCCAGCUGCUGUCGCCCAGCCUCCUGUGUGUCCCUGCUGUGCCGCCCUGCCUGCUCCAGACAGGCCUGCUCUGGACAGAAGUCCACCUGCUGA